CAGAAGGGGACAAAGCUUGUAGAAGACUUAAGUGAACAAGAGACUAAAGAAAGCAAGAAAAAUGCCGAAACCAAUCAAUGUCAGAGUAACCACAAUGGAUGCAGAGUUGGAAUUUGCCAUCCAGCCCAACACGACAGGCAAGCAGCUCUUUGAUCAGGUGGUGAAAACUGUUGGUCUUCGUGAAGUCUGGUUUUUUGGGCUACAGUAUGUGGACAGCAAAGGCUACUCAACUUGGCUGAAGCUAAAUAAAAAGGUAACCCAGCAAGAUGUAAGGAAAGAAAAUCCUUUGCAGUUUAAGUUCAGGGCCAAGUUUUUUCCAGAGGAUGUAUCUGAAGAAUUAAUUCAGGAAAUAACUCAGAGACUUUUCUUCCUGCAAGUCAAAGAAGCGAUCUUAAAUGAUGAAAUAUAUUGCCCCCCAGAAACUGCAGUUCUUCUGGCUUCUUAUGCUGUCCAGUCCAAGUAUGGAGAUUACAGUAAAGAGAUACAUAAACUAGGCUACCUAGCCAAUGACAGACUUCUCCCUCAGCGUGUGUUAGAACAGCACAAACUGACAAAAGAACAGUGGGAAGAAAGAAUACAGAACUGGCAUGAAGAGCACAGGGGAAUGUUAAGGGAAGAUUCUAUGAUGGAAUACCUUAAGAUAGCACAAGACUUGGAAAUGUAUGGAGUCAACUAUUUUGAAAUAAAGAAUAAAAAAGGAACUGAGCUGUGGCUUGGAGUUGAUGCUUUGGGUCUAAAUAUUUAUGAGCAUGAUGAUAAGCUGACACCCAAGAUUGGUUUUCCCUGGAGUGAAAUAAGAAACAUCUCUUUUAAUGACAAAAAAUUUGUCAUAAAGCCAAUUGACAAAAAGGCCCCCGAUUUUGUUUUUUAUGCACCCCGUCUGAGAAUUAACAAGCGAAUUUUGGCACUGUGUAUGGGAAAUCAUGAAUUGUACAUGAGGAGGAGGAAACCUGAUACAAUUGAAGUGCAACAGAUGAAGGCCCAAGCUAGAGAGGAGAAACAUCAGAAACAAUUGGAAAGGGCACAAUUAGAAAAUGAGAAGAAGAAAAGGGAGAUAGCAGAAAAGGAGAAGGAAAGAAUAGAGCGUGAAAAGGAAGAAUUAAUGGAACGCUUAAGACAAAUUGAGGAACAAACAAUGAAAGCUCAGAAAGAGCUAGAGGAACAGACUAGAAGAGCUCUAGAACUGGAUCAAGAGCGAAAGCGUGCAAAAGAGGAAGCAGAGCGCCUGGAAAAAGAGCGGCGAGCAGCUGCAGAAGCUAAAGCUGCUCUAGCCAAGCAGGCAGCUGAUCAAAUGAAGAACCAGGAGCAGCUAGCAGCAGAACUUGCUGAAUUCACUGCCAAGAUUGCACUUCUAGAGGAGGCCAAGAAAAAGAAAGAAGAGGAAGCCUCAGAAUGGCAGCACAAAGCUUUUGCAGCUCAAGAGGACUUGGAAAAGACCAAAGAAGAACUGAAAUCUGUGAUGUCUGCUCCUCCUCCACCUCCUCCCCCACCAGUUAUUCCUCCAACAGAGAAUGAACAUGAUGAACAUGAUGAGAACAAUGCUGAAGCCAGUGCAGAAUUGUCUUCUGAUGGUGUCAUGAAUCAUAGGAGUGAGGAAGAACGGGUAACGGAAACACAGAAAAAUGAACGUGUUAAGAAGCAGCUCCAGGCUUUAAGUUCUGAGUUGGCUCAAGCCAGAGAUGAAACCAAGAAAACACAAAAUGAUGUCCUUCAUGCUGAGAAUGUUAAAGCAGGCCGUGAUAAGUACAAGACUCUUCGACAAAUCCGACAAGGCAAUACAAAGCAGCGUAUUGAUGAGUUUGAAGCAAUGUUACAAAAGUACGAUCUCUUGCAGCCCUUAGGAUAGGAACAAGGUAAAGAUCAGCAGAAGACCUGGGGUCUGCCAAGGCCUGCUCUUGCGCUUCUGUAAAUCUGGACAGUUUACAGCGCUUUAAAUUAGGUGCUGCCUGGUCCAUGAAGAAUUUUCGGGAAGGACCAGGAAGUGCCGUUAUGACAUUUCGCUAAUGUUUGGUUCUCUCAUGGUCUCUCUCCAAAUCUUUCCUUUGUUGUCUUUUCCCAGGAGAAAAUUUGCUUUUAAAAGUAUUUAAGCUGUUGUUCUUCCCAGAAAA
Charadrius vociferus (killdeer) is the source of this 2108-nucleotide messenger RNA. RefSeq names its product radixin (gene RDX). The transcript is spliced from 14 exons. The record is from RefSeq and is a predicted model, not a curated record. Gene Ontology annotation, biological process: regulation of organelle assembly; positive regulation of protein localization to early endosome; positive regulation of early endosome to late endosome transport. NCBI's taxonomy places the organism in Eukaryota, Metazoa, Chordata, Aves, Charadriiformes, Charadriidae. Gene Ontology annotation, molecular function: cell adhesion molecule binding; actin binding. Gene Ontology annotation, cellular component: apical part of cell; cytoskeleton; plasma membrane. Bases 62 to 1846 code for a protein of 594 amino acids.